Centruroides sculpturatus (bark scorpion) is the source of this 1110-nucleotide messenger RNA. RefSeq lists its product as uncharacterized. Bases 1 to 1110 code for a protein of 369 amino acids. NCBI's taxonomy places the organism in Eukaryota, Metazoa, Arthropoda, Arachnida, Scorpiones, Buthidae. The record is from RefSeq and is a predicted model, not a curated record. The transcript has a single exon.
AUGACCAACUCCCCAUUGGCCAGAGUACUAAAGAUAACUAAGGCAACUAUUUCGACGCCGAUUUCACCACGCUUAUUCGCUUUCGCCAAACUCCAUAAAGACGGUAAACAACUACGUCCGGUCGUCGAAAAGUCGAGAUCUCCGACUAUACUUAUAGAACGCAUGCUUAACUCUUUUGCAACCAGCACCAUCGAGGAAUAUCCGUGUACUGUGUCCAAUCCGGUACAGUUGAUUCACAGAUUGAAUGCACUUGACAGCUUAGAUGGCGUAUAUUUCACCGUUUGUGAUUUUGAAUCCAUGUUCCCAUCCAUCCGCAUCGAGCCAUGUUUUUCUGAGUUAAGGGAUUUUCUCAUUCGAAAUAUCAACGACUCUUCUGAACAUCUUUCUGACAUCUUAGAGUUGGCACAUCUCAUAUGUCAUUCAUCUUUUUUCGUAUUUGAGGGAGAUACUUUCCUGCAGUCUAGAGGAGUGCCUAUGGGUAGCCCCAUAUCAGGAACAUUAUGUGAAUUGGUGGUCAGACGCCUCGAACAACAAGUCUUACCUGGCUUUAAAGAUGACAUUAUAUUAUACGCUAGAUACGUGGAUGAUGUGUUCAUUGUUUGGAAGAGAAAACCAGACUUGGCGGCAUUCAUUGAAACUUUCAAUAGUAACGCUUAUGGCCUCUCGUUGAGGGCGGAACAGCAGAGCUCCACCAACGUGCAUUUUCUUGAUAUUGACAUUAGCUUACAACAGGGUCGAAUAACAACUAAAGUAUACCGUAAGAGCUCGUAUGCGCCUCUUUUUAUACACGCUCAAUCACAUGAUCCGGUUAGCUACAAGAUCUCUGCUUUUAAGAUCCUAGUAAGAAGAGCUUUCACCCAUUGUUCAAGCGCGGAAGAUAGAAAAAUGGAAUUGGAAUCUAUUUCGAAUGUGGCUAGACUGCACGGUUACCCUACGCGCCUAAUUAAAGCACUUAUAGCACGCCACCAACCUAAGAGUACGGCACUUCAGAAUAACCAGUCCUUCGUUCCUAUUACUUACAACAAGAUCCUUCAUAGCACCUACAAACAAAUCGCUCGGUAUGCUGGCAAAAAUAUUGCAGACCAUUUUCUCCUGUUUACGAAACGAUAA